Molecule: messenger RNA, 2730 nt
Organism: Pipistrellus kuhlii (Kuhl's pipistrelle)
Lineage: Eukaryota; Metazoa; Chordata; Mammalia; Chiroptera; Vespertilionidae
Gene: DAGLB
Product: diacylglycerol lipase beta
Exons: 15
Coding region: 112-2100 (662 amino acids)
Biological process (GO): lipid metabolic process
Source: RefSeq, a predicted model, not a curated record
GCGCCGGGCCGCGGCCAGUUUGGUUGGAGCCGGAGGGCGUGGGGCGCGGAGCGGCAGCGGGAGCGGCGGCGGCGCGGCGGGCUGUCCGGGCCGGGCGGCGCGACCUCCGCCAUGCCGGGCAUGGUGCUCUUCGGCCGGCGCUGGGCCAUCGCCAGCGACGACCUGUUCUUCCCGGGGCUGUUCGAGCUGUUCCUGCGGGCGCUGUGGUGGGUCGGCAUCCUGGCCUUGUACCUCCGGUACCGCGGGAAGCUGGACUGUGCUCGGGGGACCCUGCUCAGCAACUACAUGGUGGUGCUCAUGGUGCUCCUGGCGGUGAUCGUAUGUACCAUGAUGGCCAUCGUGUUCGUGAGCACGAGAGGAACCAUCUUCAACCCCGCGCCCCGGAAGUCCAUGGCGACGCUGCUGUACAUCCGCCUGGCGCUCUUCCUGCCCGAGAUCGUCUGGGCCUCCCUGGGGGCCAUGUGGGUGGCAGAGAGCACUCAGUGCGACAAGAUAGUGGUGAGCGCCAUCAUCGUCACCGUCGUGGUCAGCUGGAUGAUCAUCGGCUCCACGGCGGUCACCAUUUUCAUUGUCUUCGACCCGCUGGGGCGGAAGGUGGCGCCGUACUCCUCUGCCGGCCCCACCUAUGACCCCGAGGCGAGCCAGUUCCUCAGCGGCCUCCGGACGGCGGCCACCAGCGUGUGGGAAAAGAGGAUGAGGCUGCUGUGCUGCUGCGUGGAGCGGGACGACCAGGCGCGCAUGGCCUUCUCCAGCACGGCCGAGCUCUUCUCCACCUACUUCUCCGACACAGACCUGGUGCCCAGUGACCUCGUGGUGGGCCUCACCCUCCUCCACCAGCAGCAGGACAGAGCCAGGAGCAGCCAGCCGCCGAAGGAAGUGGUCAGCCACUCCCCAGGGUCCUCCCAGGGGGACAGCCUGGACGUGGAGCUGGAGAACUGCCGCCACUACAUGCCGAUCGCGGCCGCUGCCUACGGCUGGCCCCUCUACAUCUACCUGAACCCCUUUACGGGGCUGUGCAGGGUUGGGGGCGACUGUUGCAGGAGCAGGACCACAGAGUUCGAUGUGGUUGGAGGCGAGCAGCCGCACUGCCAUUCUGGCUCCGUCCUGCGGAUGGCAGGGCUCCAGCACAGCGACUUCAUCCACAUGAGCUUCCACGACAAGGUCUACGAGCUGCCCUUCCUGGUGGCUCUGGAUCACAAGAAGGAGUGCGUGGUGGUGGCCGUGCGGGGGACCAUGUCUCUGCAGGACAUCCUCACCGACCUGUCCGCAGAGACCGAGAACCUGGACCUGGGGUGUGACUUGCAGGACUGCGGGGCACAUAAGGGGAUGACUCAGGCUGCCAAGUACCUGUACCGACGCCUCGUCACCGACGGGAUCCUGACCCAGGCCUUCAGCGCUGCUCCUGAGUACCGGCUGGUGGUUAUCGGGCACAGCCUGGGAGCGGGCGCUGCAGCCCUGCUGGCCAUCAUGCUCAGAGGCUCCUACCCCCACGUCCGGUGCUACGCCUUCUCGCCGCCCAGGGGGCUGCUGAGCAAAUCCCUCUAUGAAUACUCUCAGGACUUCACCGUGUCCCUGGUCGUGGGCAAGGACGUGGUCCCCAGGCUGAGUGUGACCAACAUGGAGGACUUGAAGAGGAAGAUCUUGCGGCUGAUUGCCCGCUGCAACAAGCCCAAGUACAAGGUUUUGCUGCGCGGCUGCUGGUACGGGCUGUUCGGAGGGAGCACAGAUGACCUUCCAACAGAGCUGGACGGGGACGACCACAGGGACCUGACCCUGCCGCUUCUCGGGGAGCAGAGCCUGCUGACACACAAGCCCCCCGGAUACAGGUCCACCGACUCCCCCGAGGGGUCCCCCACCAAGUACCCCCCUCUCUACACUCCCGGCAGGAUCAUCCACCUGGAAGAAGAGGGGGCUUCAGGGAGGUGCUGUUACUCCGCUCGGUACACAGCCAGGUGGUCACACGAGUCAGAAUUCGGCGAAAUCCUCAUCGGCAGAAAGAUGCUCACAGACCACUUUCCGGACGUCAUGAUCAAAGCCUUGGACAGGGUGUCCAACAGGGAGGCCUGCAUUUCCUGUCCCACCCCAGGAGGCUCCGCGUAAUGGGGACGUGCUGUGACCACGGCGGCUGGGGGCCUCCAGGACCGCAGGGCGGACCGUUGUUCUUAGACUUGAUAUCCAAGUGGAUCCCGUGAUGCCACUGCAGUGAUGGGAGGUGGGCGGGCACUGAACUCGAGUCUAAUGACGGAGCGGUCUGAGAAGCCGUUUUACCACAUCAGCACAGCAGCUUGAAAGCGCACAAGCUUUGCAGGAGCCCGUCCCCGGGGCCUGUGGAUUCCCGCCCCAGGAGAGCGUGUGACAUGGCCCCAGGUGUGGCCUGCACCCCCACCUGCCACCUCCCACUGGCAGGACCUGAGCGUGGCACCCAGAGGUGCGUUUAUUUAGUGAACUGGAUUCUCCUGGCUGCGCACUCAGGCCUCCGCUGGGAGGGUGGGGUCCGGGUACUCCCGUGGCAUAAGGCUUAGCCUGAGCUCCUGUGGGAGACAGACAAGGCCCGCAGGAAAGUGAGGGGACGGCUGCUGCCCGGGCCACAGCCUCCUGUUCACAUGCUCACACGCUCGCCUUGCUUCAUCUGCCCGGGCCCAGGGCACGGGCCCAGCCUCUGGCUCUGGGGGUCGGGACGGGCUCCCAGGGCACUAAUAAAUCGCUUACAUGGCCCCGGUGUGUACAGUG